This is a messenger RNA of Panicum hallii, 2147 nucleotides long. Its product is annotated as ACT domain-containing protein ACR4-like. The transcript is spliced from 8 exons. The record is from RefSeq and is a predicted model, not a curated record. The coding region runs from base 565 to 1857 and encodes 430 amino acids. Lineage: Eukaryota; Viridiplantae; Streptophyta; Magnoliopsida; Poales; Poaceae.
GGAAGAAGCCGUGGUCCAAUCCCAGCCAAGAUUUCAGGGGAGGGAGGGGGCAGCAGGGGAAGCGCACGGCGCAACGACCCGCUCCCCGGCGAGACGAGGGAAUAGCAGAGGAGGCCACCCGCAGCCCAAACCCAGGCCAUCCCGUUCCCACCCCUCUCUUCUCCACCACCUACUCUCCCCUCCCCCCUCCUCUCUCUAGGUAGGAUCGCCGACAGCCAACCACGCGCGCGCGGGCGCCCGCCCGUCCCCCCGCGCUUUCCACUGCACACAAAUACUGCCGGGAGAGGAACAGGAGGAGGAGAGGGAGCAGGAGCGCUGCAGUGCCGGCCUGACGGCCUGUCUCUUCUCUGCUACUGCUUCCGGCGGCUCCGUUCUCGGCCUCCCCCCGGCCAUGUCCUCCAUGGAUGGUGUUUUUAUCCCUGUUUCUUGCCGUUUUGAACCGUACAUCGAGGGAAUUGUGCGGGAGUUAAUGGUUUCCAUGUGGUUGUCCUGGCUGUGGGCGCAGAUGAGGGCUACGGCCCUACUUGGGACAGCGACGACGAAUACGACAACUUCAUACGCAAGAUGAACCCGCCGAGGAUUGUGAUAGAUAACGAGUCCUCAGCAGAGGCCACAAUUGUCAGGGUGGAUAGUGCAAACGAAUAUGGGAUACUGCUAGAGGUGAUCCAAGUCAUGAUUGAUCUCGACCUUGUCAUAGGCAAGGCGUAUAUUACCUCGGAUGGUGGAUGGUUCAUGGAUGUCUUCAAUGUGACCGAUAAGGAAGGGAAGAAGAUCAAAGAUGAGGAAACCCUCGCGCAGAUCGAAGACUACAUCAGAAAGUCCUUGGGCGCCGAUUCAAGAUACAUACCUUCACGCCGGAGAUCAGUAGGCGUUGCUGCUGCAGCUGACCACAAUGUCAUUGAGUUGAUGGGGACGGACCGGCCAGGCCUGCUCUCCGAAGUCAGUGCGGUGCUUGCCAGCCUCAAGUGCAAUGUGGUCAGCGCCGAGAUCUGGACUCACAAGACCAGAGCUGCAGCCGUGAUGCGGGUCACCGACGAGGACACCGGGCUGGCCGUCACAGAUGCCGAGAGGCUGGAGAGGAUCAGGGAGAGGCUUUCAUACCUGCUCCGGGGAGGCGACCUCUCUAGGGGAGCCGCCAUGGCAGUGUCGUCAGGGACUGCCACCACGCACACCGACAGGAGGCUGCACCAGAUGAUGCUCGAUGAUGGCGACUAUGAGCAGCUCCAGUGGCAGGCUCCGGAGCAGUCUCAGAGGCCUAAUGUCACCGUGAGGAACUGGAACGACAAGGACUACUCGGUGGUGACCAUCCGGUGCAAGGACAGGUCCAAGCUUCUGUUUGACACGGUUUGCACUCUGACAGACCUGCAAUAUGUUGUUUUCCAUGCAAACAUUGAUGCCAAGGAUAAUCAAGCUUACCAGGAAUUUUAUGUAAGGCAUGUGAAUGGAUCGCCGAUGAACACUGAAACUGAGAGGUUGCGAGUCAUCCAGUGCCUUGAAGCAGCUAUUGAACGGAGGGUAUCCGAGGGUGUCAAACUUGAGCUGUGCACUAAUGACAAGGUCGGCCUGCUAUCCGAGGUCACCCGCAUCUUCCGUGAGAACAGCCUGACUGUUACCAGAGCAGAGGUGACCACAAGAGGCAGGAUGGCUGUCAACACGUUCUACGUCCGCGGUUCUGCGGGCGAGGCGGUCGAUCAGAAGACAAUAGACUCCAUCAGGCAAGCCAUCGGGCAGAACCUCCAGGUGAAAGGCCAGCCUGAGCCACCGGAGCCGCAGAAGAAAGAGUCCCCCACAUGGUUCCUCUUCGCCAACUUGUUCCGGCCAAGGUCUCUCUACAGCCUUGGUUUGUUCAUGCGCUGAUCAUAUCGCCGUGUCCUGAAAACCACCAUGUAAAUUCAUUAGGCAUGAAGCAAAGUUCAGGAAAACCGGGGGAUCAGAAAGAACAAGCGUUCUCUCAUCAGCUUCAGUAGUGCAGGAUAUAUUGGGGUCUAGAUAGCAAAUGGGGAUGUUCAUAUAUCAUGGUUGUUUGUAAAUAUAGUCGGUUUCGCCAUCCCCGUGUUGUACAUACAUUUAUAAUGUAGAUAAAGGAUGUAAAUAUAAGCUGUACAGAAUAUGAUUGAAUCCCAGAUGGUUACCACCUUAGAAAGCCA